Messenger RNA from Fusarium venenatum, 1062 nucleotides. The record is from RefSeq and is a predicted model, not a curated record. Lineage: Eukaryota; Fungi; Ascomycota; Sordariomycetes; Hypocreales; Nectriaceae.
AUGACUCAAGCUAAUUCUUUGGUCCAAAUCUCCAGUGCGAUGAGCAAAAGCCAGCUUGCACCAACUGCGUCAGGCGAUCGCUGGUGUGCAGCCUUAGCACAAACCACAGCCCUGUUUCCAGCCCAGCUUCGACGGCAUGUGGAGGAUCUUGAGCUGUUUCAUCAUUUUUGUCUCGUCACAUCUAAGAGUUUCAGCAACGAGCAAGCCGUCCAAUACUUCUGGAGCGUUACAGUACCGAAGAUGUCUUUUAGACACCAGUUUCUUCUCCAUGCAGUCAUUACUCUAGGCGCGUUGCACCUACGUCACAUGAACUACCAGCUUGAGAGAGACAUGCCUGCCGGCCUGUUGGACAAGGCUAAUGUGCAUUGGGAAGAGGCCCUGAGGCUUGCCUCACCACUUCUCUCACACGUCACUGAGUCAAAUUGUGGCGCACUCUAUCUCUUUGCAACAAUAACUUGCUUGCAUACAUUUGCCCUCGGCCCAUGCCCAGGAGAGAUGCUUAUAUUCAAUCAGAAUGGCCCAUCGAGUUGGCUUACACUUUUUCGCGGACUUCGGUCAAUUGAGCAAGCAUGUGACUUCGCAAGAGUCCAGAACGAGGAGCUGCGCCCAAUAUGCCCGCUCUCUGGCUUAGAGUUGAACAAAGACCCAGUCAAAGCCCUCGAUCCAUCUGUCCAAGAAGCUUUAGAGGGUUUAGCAUCCUUCAUGGAUAUCAACGUCACGAAGGAUGACGAGCGGUGCGAGAGCCUGGUAGAAGCUCUCACGCUUCUACGUAGGUGCUACACAAUGGUGCAUGACAAACCAGCUCAAGCCUCGGCUUACACGAUUUUCAGCUGGUUACAUCAUGUCUCGGAUCAUUACCUGGAACUGGUACAGGACACUGACCCAGUGGCGCUGCUAGUCUUCUCAUACUUUGUGGUGUUGAUCAAGGGAUUAGAGUGUGCCUGGAUGGUAAAUGAUUGGCCUACACAUCUCAUGUCAGGAAUCUACGCUUGCAUGCCACUUUCGAAACGUUUCUGGCUGAGCUGGCCUAUGGAGCAAGUCGGCUGGCUGCCGGCUGAAUGA